Lobosporangium transversale is the source of this 2069-nucleotide messenger RNA. RefSeq lists its product as hypothetical. NCBI's taxonomy places the organism in Eukaryota, Fungi, Mortierellomycota, Mortierellomycetes, Mortierellales, Mortierellaceae. Gene Ontology annotation, biological process: SCF-dependent proteasomal ubiquitin-dependent protein catabolic process. The transcript has a single exon. Gene Ontology annotation, cellular component: SCF ubiquitin ligase complex. The record is from RefSeq and is a predicted model, not a curated record. The coding region runs from base 190 to 2025 and encodes 611 amino acids.
UUUAUCUUUUGUCUUCAUUCUCUUCAUUGUCUUCAUUGUUUUCAGUCUUCAGUCUCCAUUGUCUUCUUGAUCAACUUGAUUGCUCCGGUACCUACUUCUUGUUCACAUUUACCCUCUUACUAAUUGUACAUAUUCCAUCCACUCACAGCAUAAAAAAAAAGUCAUUCAUUCAUAAUCAACUUCAUCAUCAUGACCUCUCCCAUUCUCCUUCCAGAGAUGUUACUUUACUUGGCCCCACUGGUGGCAUUACAAGAUCGUCUUGCAUGUGCCCGUGUAUGUCGUCAAUGGUAUGCGUCCUUCAUGCCCUUUAUCUGGUCCUCCUUCACUGUUCCAGAAAACUGGGCAUCAUGUCCUUCUCCAUUUUCCUCCUCACCCUCUUCAUCAUCAUCAUUAUCGUUAUCACCCACUUCUUCUUUCCCAUGCCUCGAAACCCUAAAAAAGAAUGCCCAUUAUAUCCGAUCUCUCACUCUCAAGGCCACUCUGGGUCUUGAACCGUUUCUCAGAAACUGUACUUCCCUCAAGAUGCUUUUUAUACAUGGUGAGCAUAUCAUGGAUCCUCGUCCGGACACUUGGGACCAACUCAUUGAUCUGAUUCGACACAAUCCUGGGAUUGAAUGGAUCUUUUUCGGAUUUAACCUUACCAGUGCUCCCUCAGCUCAAUUCCUCCGAGCCUUACCAGAAGCAUGCCCUAAUCUGAAGAGAUACGAAUCCAGUCGAGCUAAAUAUGAUAAUUUUGAUCAAGUUGAAGCCCUGAUCCGAGUCUUCAGUCGACUCCAGAUCGCUUCCUCUCGCUUUGAAACCUUUGUUAACAUUCAGGAUCUUAAGCGAUGGUCCUUUCCAGAUCUCAUAGAAAUCUGCCUAAAGGACAUGAGAGGCUUCAGUCCACAAUCGCAGGUGGAAUUGAUCAGUCAGUGCCCUAACUUGCAGCAUCUGAAAUGGACCAUGUAUCGAGAUCAAUUCUUUCCUGUGAAAGAGUUUUGUGAAAAAGUCCCUGCUGCAUGUCCACACCUGACCAUGUUGCAGAUGGAUGGUUGUGGGUUACGGGAUCCGGACGAAAUCGGCCAAAUGUUGGAUUCAUUGGCUCCUCCCAUUAGAGGACUCGAGCUCUUUUCAGUCUGUGGAACGAGCAUCAGUAGACCAACUUUCCAGUCCUUGAGCCUUCAUUUCAAAACGUUGAAGUCCUUGGAUAUUUCAUAUUGUAGUCAAGUCGAGAGUUGGAUGGCUCAAAAGAUCCUUGAAGAAUCCCCUCAGCUCACACGGCUGUUGUGCCCAUCCCUCAAGAUGUGGGAUAUUGUUCAUGGCAAGGAUUGGGCCGCAAAAGGGAUGCAGCAUUUGGAGGUCAACAUCUUACAAUCAUCACCAGGAAAUUCAUCCUUAGAGGAACAAUGGACCACAUUUAGACAGCUCUCCAAGUUAACUCAACUGGAAUCCCUGAGCAUAGGGUCGCUUUCAUGGACUCUUCGUGAAGGCUUACUAUUCCAAAUGGAUUCUGGGGUGGAUCAACUUCGGACCUUGAUCAAUUUGGAGUAUUUGAACCUAGGCAAGUCCUAUCAACGGAUGGUUUUAGAUGAUGUUAUCUGGAUGGGCACUCAUCUCGAGAAACUGAAGAAAAUUGAGGGUAUUUUCCACCGGGACUGGGAUAAACAUCUAGAGAUGGCAACCAAGUUCAAGGAGUUUGGAGUGGAGGUUCUAGAUCAAGAGUUGCCACCAGACUAUUAUUUUGAUAAUGAUUCGAUCUAUACAGAUGGCUCAGAGAGUAUGGAGGAGUAUGAGGAGGAGUUGGAAGGUGAUGAUGAAGAUGGAUAUGGUGACUUUGAGGAGGGGGAUUAUGAAGAUGCACAGGAGCAGAACAAUAGCGCAGUAGAGGAGGAUCAGGAGCAUGAGGGAGAACACAAUUCCAUCAAAUCUGACCAAAUAAUCGAAGGCGAACCGGGACUCAUUUGCAUACAUGUAGGGGAUGGGAUGAUAGAGAUUGCCACUGACAAUAUCAUCCAGACUCAAAGAGCACAUGAAGAGCACAACUAAAAGUGUCCUUUCUCAGGAUGAAGACCUUUUAUUUUGAAUGCAAC